AUGUCUUUCUUUGGAAUGGGUCGCCCCAAGCUCUCCUCGGAGGAGAAGAUCGCCAUGGCCGAGCAGGAGAUGCGUCUGCUGGCUGACAUGCACAACCGCUUGACCAAGAUUUGCCAGUCCAAGUGCCUUCCCGACUACCGCGAGGCCGACCUGAACAAGGGCGAGUCCGUUUGCCUCGAUCGCUGCGCCGCCAAGUUCUUCGAGGCGCACAUGAAGGCGUCCGAAGUGAUGCAGAACGAGAGCCAGAAGAGAGGCGGUGGCAUGGGAGGCGGCAUGUUCUAA
Molecule: messenger RNA, 282 nt
Organism: Colletotrichum navitas
Lineage: Eukaryota; Fungi; Ascomycota; Sordariomycetes; Glomerellales; Glomerellaceae
Product: Tim10/DDP family zinc finger protein
Exons: 2
Coding region: 1-282 (93 amino acids)
Biological process (GO): protein insertion into mitochondrial inner membrane
Cellular component (GO): mitochondrial inner membrane
Source: RefSeq, a predicted model, not a curated record